GGACAGGCCUUAUCACCUUCUUCUUCUUCUUCUUUUUCGUCUUCUUCUUCUUCUUGUCUCUGAUAUCUCUGUGGAAUUCGCUGCUAUACACUCGCUGGAAUCGCCAAUGAUGCAGCCGCUCUCCUUCUCAGCGUCCCUUACUCAAUCUUCUCGAUCUCUCUACUAUCGAUUCCUCUCUAGCUCACUUCCUACGUCCUUUUUCCCGAAUAUCAGAACUCAACCCAAAUUCUACUCUAAUUUCUCCAAAUGCCCUCUUUUAAUAAAAGGUUGUAGUUCUAUCACAGCCAAGCCUUCUUCGCAAAUUCGCAGGAAUAUCACCCAUAAAUCCGAACCGGACGAGAAGCUCCGUGCCCUCCGUGAGCUGUUCUCCAAGCCUGGGGUUGGCAUCGACGCGUAUAUUAUACCUUCUCAGGAUGCUCACCAGAGUGAAUUCAUUGCUGAGUGUUACAUGCGAAGAGCCUAUAUAUCAGGGUUUACUGGUAGCGCUGGCACUGUCGUUGUUACUAAGGAGCAGGCAGCUCUUUGGACGGAUGGUCGAUAUUUUCUUCAGGCUGAGAAGCAGUUGAACUCCAGUUGGAUUCUCAUGCGGGCUGGUAAUCUUGGAGUCCCAAAUACAAUUGAAUGGCUGAAUGAUGUUUUGCCACCUGGGGCCAAAGUUGGCAUUGAUCCUUUUCUUUUUUCUUUUGAUGUUGCUGAGGAGUUGAAGGAGGCUAUUGCUAAGAAGAAUCACAAGUUGAUUUACUUGUAUGAUACAAACCUUGUGGAUGAAAUAUGGAAGGAAUCAAGGCCAAAGCCUCCAAACAAACCAAUUAGAGUACAUGACAUAAAAUAUGCAGGUGUGGAUGCAGCAUCAAAGUUGUCUUACCUCAGAUCUCAGCUUCUUGAUGCUGGUUCAUCUGCAAUUGUUAUUUCCAUGCUUGAUGAAAUUGCCUGGCUGCUGAACUUGAGAGGAAGUGAUGCACCUCAUUCACCUGUCAUGUAUGCAUACUUAACUGUGGAGAUUGAUGGAGCCAAAUUAUUUGUGGACAAUUCUAAAGUCACACCUGAGGUGUUGAAUCAUUUGAAGAAUGCAGGUGUUGAGUUGAGGCCUUACGAUGCCAUCCUUUCUGAGAUAGAAAGUUUGGCUGCACGAGGGGUUGAACUCUGGUUGGACCCAUCAUCUGUUAAUGCUGCUAUAGUCAACACCUACAAGUCUGCCUGUGAUAGACAUCUUGAGAAUCUUGGAAGUAAAAAUGAUAGUAUGACUAAGAUAUAUGAUGGCUCCAAUGGUCAGUCAUGGGGACCAUCUGGAGUUUACAAGGCAUCACCUAUCUCUUUGGCAAAAGCAUUGAAAAAUCCAGCUGAGUUACAAGGCAUGCGAGAUUCACAUUUAAGGGAUGCUGCUGCUCUAGCACAGUUUUGGGCCUGGCUGGAAGAGGAAAUUCACAAAGAUGUGAAACUAACAGAAGUGGAUGUUGCAGAUAAACUCCUUGAAUUCCGUUCAAAGCAGGCUGGUUUCCUGGAUACUAGCUUUGAUUCAAUAAGUGGUUCUGGUGCAAAUGGUGCUAUCAUACACUACAAACCUGAACCAAAAAGUUGUAGUAUUGUGGAUUCAAAAAAAUUGUUUCUAUUAGACAGUGGAGCCCAAUAUGUUGAUGGAACAACUGACAUAACCAGGACAGUGCACUUUGGUGAACCUACCGCAUAUGAGAAAGAAUGUUUCACUCGAGUUCUACAGGGUCAUAUAGCCCUGGAUCAGGCUGUAUUCCCUGAAAAUACACCUGGUUUUGUGUUGGAUGCUUUUGCCCGUUCUUUUCUGUGGAAGAUAGGGCUUGACUACCGACAUGGGACUGGACAUGGUGUAGGAGCUGCGUUAAAUGUUCAUGAAGGCCCUCAAAGUAUUAGCUUUCGAUUUGGAAAUAUGACUCCCUUGCAGAAAGGCAUGAUAGUGAGCAAUGAACCAGGGUAUUAUGAAGACCAUGCUUUUGGUAUUCGAAUUGAGAAUCUACUUCAUGUGAAAGAGAUCAACACUCCAAAUCGCUUUGGAGGGAUGGAGUAUCUGGGAUUUGAAAAACUCACGUUUUUCCCCAUUCAGGCUAAAAUGGUAGACGUAUCCUUACUGUCUGCUAGUGAAGUUAAUUGGCUUAAUGAUUACCAUUCACAAGUUUGGGAGAAGGUUUCACCAUUGUUGGAUGGUCCUACUCAUGAAUGGCUUUGGAGCAACACUCGACCACUUGUGAAACAGUGAUUUCCAUCUCAUCUUUCUAUGAUUGUCUCAACAUUCUUAAUAGUUUGCUAUUUGUACAUGUAAAAUAGAUAUUCAAUUUAUACCCCUUAACAAAAUUGUAUUUUAUUCAGAAAUAUUGAUUUUUCUGAAAUAUGUUAAUAAUUUUUCUUCUAAAA
Molecule: messenger RNA, 2382 nt
Organism: Hevea brasiliensis (rubber tree)
Lineage: Eukaryota; Viridiplantae; Streptophyta; Magnoliopsida; Malpighiales; Euphorbiaceae
Product: aminopeptidase P2
Exons: 13
Coding region: 107-2227 (706 amino acids)
Molecular function (GO): metalloaminopeptidase activity
Source: RefSeq, a predicted model, not a curated record